UGCGAAAAUCUGCGGGCGCCUGUUUCUGGUUCAUGUUUCCUACUUUUAGUUUUACUCAAUUGAAUAUUUGAAUAAAUUCACCAUUCAAUGGCAUAUCUCGGUGCUUUAGAUGACACGUUAUGAAUUCUUAAGCAAAGCUGUUAUUAAUAGUAUGAAAAUUGCAGGCGGGAUUAUUUUUGUUGAUAUAUUACGAGUUGUGUUGCUCUAGUUGUACAUUGAAGCCUCGGUGCUAUCGUCGAAGAUGUCGCUGAGAAGACUCCUCCUGGACGUUCGACAGUUGAGCGUGCAAUAUUCGGUUCGCAGCUUCGGCAGUUCGGUAGCUGUGCGUCACGAGGCCAGCAGAGGCGGCGAGGCUGGCAAGACGUCGCUCAAGAAACCCAGCACUCCUGGUGGCAAGCUUGACAGCGAUGAGGCGGCCUCCCCCGCGACAGUUCACCCGUUCCAGGAGAAGGAGCCUCUGCCGCCCUUCCCCAACAACACGAACCCCGCGACGGGGGAAGUGGGGGGACCCCGCGGCCCUGAGCCCACGAGAUACGGCGACUGGGAGAGGAAGGGCAGAGUCAGUGACUUCUAAGGGGACGGGGAGGUAGGGGGAUUUUUGAGGGGCGAGUUAGAGGCGAUUUUUGAAGGAUGAAGUAGAGGGAUUUUUG
Messenger RNA from Hyalella azteca, 650 nucleotides. Its product is annotated as succinate dehydrogenase assembly factor 4, mitochondrial-like. The record is from RefSeq and is a predicted model, not a curated record. Lineage: Eukaryota; Metazoa; Arthropoda; Malacostraca; Amphipoda; Hyalellidae. Gene Ontology annotation, cellular component: mitochondrion. The coding region runs from base 242 to 574 and encodes 110 amino acids. Gene Ontology annotation, biological process: mitochondrial respiratory chain complex II assembly. The transcript is spliced from 3 exons.